AUGGAGGACGUCAAACACAUGACGCCCAAGCCUUCGGGCAUGGCCCGGAACGCCGUUUCCAAGAUGCUCGAAAAGGGCCGCCACAACAUGGUGAGCUCAUCGAUCCAGUCUGUCGAUUCUGAGGAUCACGAGGGCCAUGGUGGUGUGUCACUGUUGGAUAACGACUCGGAAGAUGAUUUCCCUACCCAGCCUGUCCAGUCUACGCAACCCGUUAUGGCUCAAGAUACCUCUAUGGAUGCCACUCCCAAGGCUAGCGUUACGCAAAGGAAGAAUGGAAGCGCUCCUACCACGAAUUUUGCUAAAGAAAUUCGCAGAAAGGAUAAGAAGCGUGCUGGUACAUUCGAUCAAAAUGGCAGCAACGGAAAUAACAGAGGAAAACAGAACGGGUUCACCACUGGCCAUACCCAAGAUCGUCAACAAGGAACUCCUGCUACCACUGGAGCUACUUCUCUUGCCCGCCAAGCUCCGAUCAACUAUGCGGUUCAGUAUCCCCAAGCAGCGCAACACUCCCAACCGGGUCAAGCUAUCCCAAACCUGGGCAACGGCAUAUCACCUAAUGUAGCAAACGAGGUGAUGGCGGGAGGUCAGCCUGCUUGGGCGCCAUCAAACAAUCACAACAUCAACAAUCAGCAGGCAGGUAUAGUUUACCAGCACAUGGGCAUUGCUCAAGUCCAGUCUGGUCAGGGCUUUGUGCCCAACGGACCUGGCGGCCAGCCUGGUGUUAGUUCGCCGGUUGGUCAGGCUGGAUAUUCGGUUCAAUAUGCGCCCAUUGGCCAUUCUUAUUCCCAACAUCAAAUGGCCUCGGUCGCCGACUCCAAUGCCUUCGCACAGCCGCUUCAUGCUCAGCCCCUCGCAGGUGUUACUCAGCUGGCUCCUGGCCAGUUCUACUAUGCCUAUGGCCCGGUCGUUGGAGGUUCCGGCUCGAAUGUUCAGCCUCAGGGUGGCCAGCAGACCGCCGAUACUCCCAUGAGUGGGAACAACCAGACCGCGAAUGACCCGCAGACUGAUAAGACCCGGUCUCAGGCUACACAGACCCCUUCGCACACGAACAAGAGUCCCGCCACGAACCCUUACAACCAAACCGAGCCACGUAACUUUGCCCCCCGCGCAGAUUCACUGCCCGCCCAACCCCCGCCUCCCUUCAUGAUUGGCACUGCUUAUACUCACAACACUAACGGCACUCAAGCCGGUGUGGUUGCCAGCUCCGUGAUUGAUCCGUUCUCUGCGGUGGGCAACGAUGAUCAUGCUAUUGCCAGGAUCCCUAACCAUCAUUCUGGCUAUGAGACUCCGAACGAAAACUAUGCGGUUAUACCACAUAUGCCCAUUUCCGGUCCCCCACCUCCAGAAGUGCGGGCUGCACGCUCGGCGCAGUUGAACAGGCUCACCAAUGGCCCGUCUGGCCUCCCUCCUGCGGAGGUAGCUUUGCAUCCGGACAACUUUCCUUUCAUCGAGAGCUGCUCCCAAGCCACUGCUUCGGAUGCUGGAGUUGUCAAGAUCAAAAACAUUCCUUACAUGACUACUCACCAAGAGAUCAAGGCCUUCCUUGGUCGCAACUCCAAGAUCUUGAACGACCCCCAGGAGCCCGUUCAUGUCAUUAUGGAGCGUAUCUCUGGCAAGACGCAAGAAGCAUACGUUGAGUUCUUCAGCCAGGAUGAUGCUAUCAAAGCUGUCCAGCGCUUCAACCAAGCCGUGCAGAGAGGUCGUCCUCCUCGCAUUGCUGAUCGCCCUGUUGACGUGGAGCUGUCAGGCCAGGCCAGUAUGAUGAAGGACCUCUUUCCUUUGGCGGCCGGAGUUGUCUGGAGGGGCGCAGAGCCUGAGAUCCAAUCCCCAGUUGAGGGCAAGCCCUGGAACACUUUCAAGGGCUUCGUCACGACCGAGGAGAUGGCUAUGUUGGUCAAGCUUGUUGAGAUGCCUCAGCGCGCUCAAUACCUAAAACAUUGCCCUCAGCGCCCUUACGAGUGCAUGAUCUCCACCAUCAGGAAGCUGCCCUGGCAAAAGUCAGACUACAUCACUGUCCACCAACGCUGGGCCGUAUACAACGCCACCAUCCGUCUCAUUGAGCUGCUCCGUAACACAAUCCACCAUGACAAUCGCGACAGCCACAUCGCUCUCGAUCAACGUCUCCUCAAGCGUCUAGUCAACACAGCCAUGCUAUGCCCUGGCUUCAGCGUUCUGCAAAAGGACAACAUCGCCUUCACCGCCGGCAUGGACGAGAUGAAGCAGCGCGAGUUCAACCAACCUCGAUUCCCCGAUCUCUGGACCCAUCAGCUGUCGAUUUGCCCCAAGCCAGGAGUCCCGCUCGACGUCCUCGAGUGGUACAUUGCCAUCAUCCGCGAGGAGACGACUCGCUUUGUCAACGUCAAGGCCGUCAGCGAGAGGACAGAGAUUAUCAACAAGGCUACCAAGAUGGACAGCAACGGUUACUUUGGGUUCCUCUGGCAUGAGAUCGGCUUCCCUACUGGCGAGGAGUACGACAACAUGACUCUGAAGCAGGCCAUGGAGAAGGAGAUGAGAGCCGUGGAGGAGAGCAUCAAACGUGUGCUCUAUUAUGGCUAUCAAGCCGUUCCCAACGGCAGGUUUAAGCAGUUGACGGCUGCUUAG
Sordaria macrospora k-hell is the source of this 2601-nucleotide messenger RNA. RefSeq lists its product as uncharacterized. The record is from RefSeq and is a predicted model, not a curated record. Gene Ontology annotation, molecular function: RNA binding. NCBI's taxonomy places the organism in Eukaryota, Fungi, Ascomycota, Sordariomycetes, Sordariales, Sordariaceae.